Pelmatolapia mariae (spotted tilapia) is the source of this 4201-nucleotide messenger RNA. Its product is annotated as NACHT, LRR and PYD domains-containing protein 3-like. Gene Ontology annotation, biological process: intracellular signal transduction. The coding region runs from base 1 to 3729 and encodes 1242 amino acids. Gene Ontology annotation, molecular function: protein binding. NCBI's taxonomy places the organism in Eukaryota, Metazoa, Chordata, Actinopteri, Cichliformes, Cichlidae. The transcript is spliced from 15 exons. The record is from RefSeq and is a predicted model, not a curated record.
AUGGAACAUGUCCUCUUGUACCGAGAUGAACAGUUUGAUCCAGAUGAACAGCAUCCAUCUUUUAAGAACCGGGUGGAUCUGCAGGACAGACAGAUGAAGGAUAGAGACGUGUCUCUGAUUCUGAAGAAUGUGACAAUUAAUGACACUGGAACAUACGAGUGUCGUGUCAUCAAUGGAAGACCAAACCGCGGAUGGGUUGCCCUUUUGAAGAACGAACCCAUUUGCAUCAUGUACCUGAGUGUUGUUGAUCCUCCAGGUGAAGGUAGAAAGAACCAACCUGGACCUCCACCCAGCUGUGUGUCCUUAAAGAGUGACCGGUCUAAUGAACAUUUCAUUAAUUUUAAAGACCAGCAGGCGUCUGCUGCAGAGAGGAUCCUUCAGAAACUCAAAACUGAACCUCCACCCAGCUGUGUGUCCUUAAGGAGUGACCGGUCUAAAAGUGAACCCAUUGAUUUUAAACUCCACCAGGAAUCUGCUGCAGAGAGAGUGGACCAGGAGAGCUCGGAGGUUCCCAGGGAUCAGUCUGCCCAACAGCAUCAAACAAACCUGGACUCCAUAUUUAUGCUGCUGGAGGACAACAUCAUCACUUUUGUGAAGAAUGAGCUGCAGAAGAUCCAUAAGGUUCUGAGUCCAGAUUACCCAGAAUGCUUAGAGAGUCAGAGGGAGGAGGAUGAACAGAGGAGGAGCAGCAGAGAGGCAUUUGUGAAGAUCACAGUGGACUUCCUGAGAAGAAUGAAGCAGGAGGAGCUGGCUGAGCAUCUGCAGAGAAAAAGCCUUGCUGAAGUUUGUCAUUGUAAACUCAAAUCUACUCUGAAGAAGAAGUUCCAGUGUGUGUUUGAGGGGAUCGCUAAAGCAGGAAACCCAACCCUUCUGAAUCAGAUCUACACAGAGCUCUACAUCACAGAGGGAGGGACUGCAGAGGUCAAUGAUGAACAUGAGGUCAGACAGAUUGAAACAGCAUCCAGGAAACCAGACAGACCAGAAACAACAAUCAGGCAAGAAGACAUCUUUAAAGCUUCACCUGGAAGAGAUGAACCAAUCAGAACAGUGCUGACAAAGGGAGUGGCUGGCAUUGGGAAAACAGUCUUAACACAGAAAUACAGCCUGGACUGGGCUGAAGACAAAGCCAACCAGGACUUCCAGUUCAUAUUUCCAUUCACUUUCAAAGAGCUGAAUGUGCUGAAAGAGGAAAAGAUCAGCUUGGUGGAACUUGUUCAUCACUUCUUUACUGAAACCAAAGAAGCAGGAAUCUGCAGCUUUGAAGACUUCCAGGUUGUGUUCAUCUUUGAUGGUCUGGAUGAGUGUCGACUUCCUCUGGACUUCCACAAAGCGACAAUCCUAACUGACCCUAGAAAGUCCACCUCAGUGGAUGUGCUGCUGAUAAACCUCAUCAGGGGGAAUCUACUUCCAUCUGCUCGCCUCUGGAUAACCACACGACCUGCAGCAGCCAAUCAGAUCCCUCCUGACUGUGUUGACAUCCUGACAGAGGUCAGAGGGUUCACUGACCCACAGAAGGAGGAGUACUUCAGGAAGAGAUUUAGCGAUGAGGAGCAGGCCAGCAGGAUCAUCUCCCACAUCAAGACAUCACGAAGCCUCCACAUCAUGUGCCACAUCCCAGUCUUCUGCUGGAUCACUGCUACAGUUCUGGAGGAUGUGCUGAAAACCAGAGAGGGAGGACAGCUGCCCAAGACCCUGACUGAGAUGUCCAUCCACUUCCUGGUGGUUCAGGCCAAAGUGAAGAAGGCCAAGUAUGAUGGAGGAGCUGAGACAGAUCCACACUGGAGUCCAGAGAGCAGGAAGAUGAUUGAGUCUCUGGGAAAACUGGCUUUUGAGCAGCUGCAGAAAGGAAACCUGAUCUUCUAUGAAUCAAACCUGACAGAGUGUGGCAUCGAUAUCAGAGCAGCCUCAGUGUACUCAGGAGUGUUCACACAGAUCUUUAAAGAGGAGAGAGGACUGUACCAGGACAAGGUCUACUGCUUCAUCCAUCUGAGUGUUCAGGAGUUUCUGGCUGCUCUUCAUGUCCAUCUGACCUUCAUCAACUCUGGACUCAAUCUGCUGGAAGAACAACAAACAACCUCCAAGAAGACAACUGUUAAAAACUGUAUUAAAACCCAUCUGAAGCUUCUGAAGGACACUGUGGAGAACAUCACCUUUGAUCGAGUCCAUCGUAAAGGAACCAGGAAAACUGGUGGCUGGAGACCAUGUCCUAUUGGAGCGAAAUACUGUAAUUUCAAACAGGAACAGGUUAAGAGUCACGGCACGGAGCUGAAGGAACAUAUUUCCAUAUCCAGGUGGAGGCUCAGUGAAUGUUUCCUCUCAGAGAGAAGCUGUGAACCUUUAUCCUCAGUUCUCAGCUCCCAGUCGUCUAAUCUAAGCUUCCUAGAUGCAAGCGUCAACAACCUGCAGGAUUCAGGGGUGAAGCUUCUGUCUGUUGGACUGCAGAGUCCACAUUGUACACUGGAAACUCUGAGACUGGGUGGCUGUUUCCUCUCAGAGAAAAGCUGUGAAUAUCUGUCCUCAGUUCUUAGCUCUCCAUUCUCUGGUAUGAGAGUGCUAGACCUGAAUAACAACAACCUCCAGGAUUCAGGAGUGAAGCUUCUGUCAGCUGCAGCUUCUGACCCCAAAAGACUGAGUGUUUGUAACCUGUCAGAGACAAGCUGUGAAGCUCUGUCCUCAGUCCUCAGCUCCCAGUCGUCUAGUUUGAGAGAGCUGGAUGCAAGCAACAACAACCUGCAGGAUUCAGGAGUGAAGCUUCUUUCUGUUGGACUACAGAGUCCACAUUGUACACUGGAAACUUUGAGACUGAUUGGCUGUAAUAUCACAAAGAAAAGCUGUGAAAGUCUGUCUUCAAUUCUUAGCUCCCAACCCUGCAGUCUAAGAGUGCUGGACCUGAGUGAUAACAACCUGCAUGACUCAGGAGUGGAGAUUCUGUCUGCUGGAGUGAGAAGUCCAUACUGUAAACUAGAAACUCUCAGUCUGUCAGGCUGCCUGAUCACAGAGGAAGGCUGUACUUCUCUGGCCACAGCUCUGAGAUCCAACCCCUCCUAUCUCCGAGAGCUGGACCUGAGCUACAAUCAUCCAGGAAACUCGGGAAUGAAGCUGUUGUCAGCUGGACUGAAGGCUCCACGCUGGAGACUAGACAUUCUCAGGGUGGAGCCUGCUGGAGUCCAAUGGUUGAGACCAGGUCUGAGGAAGUAUUCCUGUCAACUCACAAUCGACGCAAACACAGUAAAUAAAAACCUUAAAGUGUCUGACAACAACAGGAAGGUGACACAUGCUGACGAGGUUCAGUCAUAUCCUGAUCAUCCAGACAGAUUUGAUGUUUAUGAACAGCUGCUGUGUAGAGAUGGUCUGACUGGUCGCUGUUACUGGGAGGUGGAGUGGACAGGAGAUGUUGAGAUAUCCGUGAGUUCCAGAAAAAUCAGAAGGAAAGGAGACAGUACUGACUGUUUGUUUGGAUGGAACAAUCAGUCUUGGAGUCUCAUCUGCUUUGAUGAUCGUCCUCGUUCUGUCAGGCAAAAUAAGACAGAAAAAUUCAUAACCACCUCCUCCUACUCUGUCUCGAACAGAGUAGCGGUGUAUGUGAACUGUCCUGCUGGCACUCUGUCCUUCUACAGAGUCUCCUCUGACACUCUGAUCCACCUCCACACCUUCAACACCACAUUCACUGAAACUCUCUAUCCUGGGUUUUGGUUCAGGUCUCCUGGUUCGUCAGUGUGUCUGUGCUGAGUUGAGUGUAAAGAAAGUCCUCCUGUUGGAGAAACACUCUGACUGUUAAGUAGAAAAGAGCGUAGGCAAACAGUGUGUAACUAUUGCAGUGUUUAAAGUGUGUUCGAUGGAGGAGUACAGGGAGAUAGCCGCGGGCAGGAAUGAUUUCCUGUGUCGUUCACUGGUGCUUUUCUCACUGAACGUGCUCCUGUGAGUAGCCAGCAUGUCGUGGAGUGGGUGGGAGGUAUUAUCCAACAUUGUCUUUACCUUGGACAACAUCCGCCUCUCGGACACCACCCUAAGGGAGUCCAGCCCCAUCCCCACAACAUUACUGGCCUCAACGUGGUGUCCCAGCAUGCAACAGCAUAGAGGAUAGCACUGGCCACAACAGAGAUACAACACGAUAUGUGUUUGAGCAGUUAUGAUAUCAGGGACAAUCUAGACAUGUGUGACAAUACUGAACAUGUCACAUGACACACCUUAGACAUCAUGU